This is a messenger RNA of Triticum aestivum (bread wheat), 7047 nucleotides long. Its product is annotated as putative disease resistance protein RGA4. The transcript is spliced from 13 exons. Gene Ontology annotation, molecular function: ADP binding. Lineage: Eukaryota; Viridiplantae; Streptophyta; Magnoliopsida; Poales; Poaceae. Bases 690 to 5087 code for a protein of 1465 amino acids. The record is from RefSeq and is a predicted model, not a curated record.
CCAUUCCAGCACUUAUUACACCAACCACUCACUCUCUAUUUCUUACUCUCACUCCACUGCUCUGCUCUGCUCUCCACUCCCCGGCAACUGUCCUCAUCUCCGCCUCGCCGGCCGGCAGCGCAGCGCAGCGCACCGCCCGCCGCCUCAUACCCUGCCCGAAGCUCCGUCGCCUCCCGCACUCUUCCCGUCACCACGCACCACGGCUCCCGGAUCUGGACCAGCCACACCGUCCUGCCGCCGCGCAUAGCAGCAGGUCGCAGCGGCACCGGUCACCGCCCUGGCAGCGUACAUCACCGGCGGACAGCCUCCGGCUCAACCCAAGACAAUCAACAAGGGAAAGCUUUUGCAGCUAGCUAGGCCUUUGAUUUGCGGCUACCAGCAACCAAGAUUUAUCUAAAAUCACAUUGGAUUGGUUCCUGGAUAUGUAAGCUGUUCCAGUCCUCCUGCAAUGAGAUCAUCAGGACUGGCUGUUAAGUGAUGAGUUAAGUGCAGCAACCUGAGGCAGCCCUUUUGCAGCUAAGCUAGGGCCUGGGCAGGCGAAAUCCAACACCGGACCUCAUCAACGUGCGCGUUACCUACUCCUCUCCUUCAGUUUGCAGCUACCAGCAGCCAGGAUUAAUCACAUUUGGUUGCUGACGGAUAAUCAAUCGCGGAUCGAUGCAGGUGCAGGCACGCACACCCAUCAGACGAUGUACGCCGCCCUCAGCACGGCGCAAUGGGUUGUGGGCAAGGCGCUGGCCCCCGUUGCAGAUGGCGUGCUGGGGGCUUGGGCAGCCGCCAGGAACUUUGGUCCUAACGUCGAGGCCCUCAGCAUGGAACUGCUGCUCGUGAAGGCCACACUCGAGCAAGCUGCCCUCAAGGAGCUUGGUGGGCCCGCCAUGGAGACGCUGCUGCAGAAGCUGCAGGAUUUGGCGCACAAUGCUGAAGACUUACUGGACGAGCUGGACUACUUCCGCAUCCACGACAAGCUCCACAACACGGACGAUGCUGCCGACCAGCACGGCAAGGGUGGCGUCCACGACCUCGCCUUCAAUGCUCGCCACACCGCCAAAGCUGUUGGCAAAAUGGUCAGCUGUUGCCCUUGGCAGCAUGCUAAGCGCCAACAGAGGUCAUGCGGCAGCUCCUCAUUGUCGCCAGGCGCUAAAAGUGAGGUCAGCGGAUGCCUGCCCAAGCUGAGUAAACUCCUCCCUUCUUCAUCUUCCCCACGUCCACCUUUUGGUGAUGACGAUCGUGACAAUGCACAAGAUACCCCAGAGCUCGAGUUUAAUAGGGUUGAUUUCUCUCAAAAGAUGAAGGCCGUCACAGAAAAAUUGCAGCUUAUGCGCAAUGAGGUUAACAAGAUUCUACAGGGUUGUGGCCCUAGAAUUGUCCUAGACAUUGCCCAGAGUCGUCCCAUCACCCGAGCUAAGAGUACAGAGCCAAAGCUGUAUGGGAGAGACCAUGUCAUGAAUAGCAUCAUACAUGAUAUCACCAAGGGUCAAUAUUGUGACAAGGGUCUAACCGUGCUUCCAGUUGUUGGUCCCGGGGGAAUGGGAAAGACAACUCUCAUACAAUACAUAUAUAACAACCAACAAGUGCAGAAUCAUUUUUCAGUCAAGAUUUGGAUAUGUGUGUCAUUCAAUUUCAAUCUGGAUAAGGUGCUAGAAGAGAUUAAAAGAUAUACCCCUGCAGUUGAAAGUGAAAAAAAGUGUAGCACAACUGAAGAGCUGAUUGAACAAAGAUUAAAAUGUAAAAGGUUCUUACUUGUAUUGGAUGAUAUAUGGCAGAUUAGUAACGGGGAUGACUGGAAAAAACUAUUGUUGACACUCGGUCAAUCGCAAGAAAAGGGUUCCAUGAUUCUAGUCACAACUCGGCUUAAAAACAUAGCAGAGCAAGUUAAAACAACUGACUGUCCAAAAGAAUUGAAUGGUUUAGAGCACGAAGAGUUUAACAAGUUAUUUCUUGCAUUUGUCUUUGAUGAUGGGCAAUAUCCAAGGGACAAACAAUUUCUUCUCGAGACCGGAGAUAAGAUAAUGGAAAAACUAAAGGGCUCCCCUCUUGCAGCAAAGACUGUUGGUAGAUUACUGAGUAAAGAACAUAGUUUGUAUCAUUGGAAAAGGGUCCUCAAAAGUAAAGAAUGGGAAAAGCAAACCGAUGGAAUUAUGUCUGCCUUGAGGCUUAGCUAUGACUUUCUCCCUUUCCAUCUGCAGCAAUGUUUUUCCUAUUCUGCAUUAAUUCCUGAAGAUAUGUAUAUGAAUAGCUAUGAUCUCAUCAGCCUGUGGAUUGGACUAGAUAUUUUGAUACCUAGUGAUCAAAAUCAAACAUUUGAAGAUAUAGGUUUGAGCAAUUUAAAUGAGUUAGUCAAUUAUGGAUUUUUCAGGGAAGAGGAAACUGAUGGUGAUCAGCGGUAUGUUAUGCAUGACCUAUUACAUGAUUUGGCAGUGAAGGUUGCAUCGCAUGAUUGUCUUUGUUUACGUCUCCCUAAUGUUGGAUCAGUGGAAAUUCAGCCAACCACCCAACACUUGUCUAUAAGCACACAUGACUUAGGAAAAUAUGAUGCAGUGUCAGGUGAAAAAUUAAGAAGUGAAUUGGAAGAACUGAAGACAAAAUUGAAUGUUGAACAUUUGCACACAUUGAUGGUAUUUGGUAAAAUGGAUGGAAGUUUUGCCAAGAUCUUUGGUGAUUUUCUUUGGGAAGCAAAUACUCUUCACGUUCUUUAUUUGCUUGACAUGACGUAUCCCAUGGAGUCCAUGAUACAUAACUUUUCAAGACUUGUCCACCUACGAUGCCUAUGUCUAGGGACAUGUGACAGAGAGAUGCAUUUACCACUCAACAUCUCUAAAUUUUACCAUUUAAGGGUUCUAGAUCUUGAGCAAUGGUGUGGGAGUUCUGAUUUGCCCAGAGACAUGAGCAAUCUUGCAAAACUGUGCCAUAUUCAUGCCAGAAGUGAGCUUCAUUCAGAUAUUUAUAAUGUGGGAAAACUUAAACUCUUAGAAGAGUUGAAGGUAUUUCGAGUCAAUAAAAAAAGUGAAGGAUUUGAACCAAAGCAACUAGAGCAUUUAAGCAAGCUCAGGGAGCUUGUCAUCUAUAACCUGGAGAGAAUUCAUACAAAAGAAGAAGCAGCUCAAGCAAAAUUGAUGGAGAAAAGAUACUUGAGGAGGUUAACAUUGGACUGGGACAGUAAUCGAUCUAGUCUUGAGCCUGGUGUGGAAGCAGCGGUUCUUGAGAGCCUUCAACCUCAUGGAGAUCUUCAAGUGUUGUGCAUUAGAGGGCAUGGAGGUCCUUCUUGUCCAACAUGGCUGGGUGAUGAGUUCGCUGUUGAAGCUCUACAAUCUCUUUUUCUGGAUGAUGUUUCUUGGGAAGUUUUCCCUUCUUUAGGGAAGGCGUGGGAUCUUCGUGAAUUAUGUUUUGAGGAUAUUGACAGACUGAAGGAGUUUAUCAUAGUGAAAAGCUUUUGCAUGCUAACAAAGCUUAUACUCAUUGGCCUUGGAAGUUUUGAAAAAUGGGUUUACACAGGUGGAGACUUGUUGCCACCGGAUGCUCAUAUGUUCCCUCUUUUGCAAGUUCUGGUCAUUAGGAAGUGCCCAAAACUGUUGGGGUUGCCUUUCUCAAACCACAUUGUUUCCCCAGAUUGGUUCCCUAAGCUACAAGAGCUUGAGGUAAGCGACUGCCCCGAAUUCUUGCCAGUGAUUCACAUCUCCCGGAUCGAAAGGCUGCAUUCUGUCACGAUGAAAUGUGUAAAGAUGCUAAAGGAGUUUGCAUACUCGAAAUCAUCCGGUGGAGCAGAGUUGAAAAUUACCGGAGAGAGUGAUCUUCUUAGCUUAGACCAAGUGCUGGUUUUUGAUAAAGAAACAGUUACAGAGAAGCUGACACUCGAGAGGUGCCCACCUCUGGGGUUGAAGCACCUUCUGAUGCUAACCUCGCUGAGGACAUUGAUUGUACAAGAUUCAGUUGGUCUAGUUGGACCACCAGGAGGAGGUCAGAGUGAUGUGGAAUGGCAACUCCCUGUUGAGUAUAUCAAGAUCAACGACUUAAAUGGUAAUAGUGGGAAGGAAUUGACAGAGCUCCUCCCCCACCUCCCAAAGCUCUCCAAUUUGGAGAUAUCGAAUUGUAAACACAUAAAAAAGCUGGUAGUGGGGGUGGAUGUGCAACAAACAACAUCAGAAGCAUCAGAGAUGGGGGGAGGUGAAAUAACAGCAGCAGCAGCAGCAGAGGAACACGAUGAUGGGGUGCUGCUCUUCCCAGCUCAUCUGUGUGACUCACUACAGGAAUUGGACUUCAGUAGCUGCUCAGAGCUGGUCCUGGUGGACCCGCCAACUCUUGUUCCUGGUGGAGGAGGAUGGCUCCAAGCCUUGCGAUCCCUCAAAAGAUUAACAAUACGGUGGUCCCCAAAGUUUCUAUCCACCUUCUCGUUUUCCCAUCACCUUUUACCUUCCUCCCUGCAGUUCCUGAAACUCUCGGAUGUGAAAGGCAUGGGGACACUGGAGCCCCUCUCAAACCUCUCCUCUCUCACCACAUUACAAUUGCUUAGUUGUGGAGAGGAUCUGAAAUGUCAGGGCUUGCAGUCUCUCCUUACUACUGGGGGCCAGCUCAAUGAAUUAAAAGUCGCUGGCAGCCCUAGAUUCUUUGCUGAUUGGGAUCCUAAUUCUGGACGGGCUUUGAAGGAUGCUGAGGGAGGUGAAGAGCAGCAGACACAGCAUGUUUCAUCCACACUGCAUGAGCUCUGGACAGAUGACAUAGCAGGACUUCUUGCUGCACCCAUCUGCAGAUUCCUCUCUUCCUCCCUCACCAAGCUGCAACUUCGGGGGGAUUGGUGUGAAGGGAUGGAGCGGUUCAUCAAGGAGCAGGAGGACGCCCUUCAACUCUUCUCCUCCCUCCAGAAACUAGUGUUUUGGAAUUUCAAGGACCUUCAACAACUCCCUGCAGGGCUGCGUAACCUUACCAGCCUCAAGAUAUUAUCAGUCAACCUCUGUCCAGCCAUCUUGUCCUUGCCCAACGAUGGCCUCCCGGAUUCGCUGGAAAUGCUAGAUGUCUACAAAUGCAGCGAGGAGCUAAAACAGCAGUGCAGGGGGUUGGAGGGAACCAUCCCAAGAGUCCAUAUACUCUGAUCCAAGGACAAUGCCAUGGAGUUCCCUUGUACAUUCUUCUAGCCUUGUAGCGCUCUUCCCUUCCCAUUCAAACACAUGCAUGACACAAGGGCCUUGUGGCUGUGGUCUUCCUUUCGUCUACUUAGAUCUGGCAGAGCCAUUACAUGCAAAUUAGCUGCAGGAACCUUCAUUCGGGGUGCUCACAUCAAUAUCAAUUAUAUACACUUCCACUUAAACUCGCAGCAAAAAAAUGCACUUUUACUCCUGUAAUAUCAGAUUUCCAUUUUCUUCUCAACGGUGUUCGUUCGAUCGUAUAGGCUUCUUCAUAUCUUGCAUUUAAGUUUGGGUUAUUAUCAUUCAUCAAGACGUGGCAGUCUACUUCCCUAUUUUGGGUGUCACAAUCAAAAUAGCAGUAGGACAUCAGUAUGGAAUAAAUGAGACUUCGGGUCAAGCUGCUGAUAUUAAGGUGUUCUUAUGUUUGUUUGGUGGGCUUUCAAGCCACUUGUGUUUACAUUUUGUCCAAAACUCAUGAAGACUGAAGGUGUGCCUGGAAAAUGUUCAGUUUUAGGGAUCAAAGAAUCAUCUUGGUAUAGUUAUGGAAAACAAUGAAUUGUCAGUGUGUUGCUGCUGAUCAUGUUUGCUGUUUUGCCAUCCAGGACCUUCAGAAGAGUGACCGGCAUAGCAUAUCAAAUGCACUUGUGGAGCCAGUUCAGAUCAUAAGCAGUAGUAACAGUCUCAUGUGAAUCAGGAUGUCGAUUAAUGCCGGGGAUUUACUUGGUGCCCCCAACUAUUUACAUGCGAAACCUGCCUAUCUAGUUAUGGGACUAUCAAUCUCCUUGGAAGCAACAGAUUGAGUUCGGGGGAAGGUGUGGUUGGCAGUCUUCUUCCAGUGCAAUAGCCACAGGAGAUUGGUGGUGUUCGGCGGAUGCAGUUGUGCCAAAUCCAUCUUAAGCGCUGUGGAAUUGCUGCAGCCAUUGCCAAUAGCAUCCCCCAAAGCACAUUCUUAAGCUGCUGCUGCAUAUGAUGUUUUCGAAGGUAUCCUCGUGCUGCUGCUGCUGCUGCAUUGUGCAAAUAGACUAUCAAGGCCAUAAUGGCAAACAAGCAAAGCGAGAUUAUCAUUUCAUCAAUGCGCAGCUGACAGCCUUUCAUCACGAAAAAAUGACACCGCAAAGCUGUGAGUUAUUUGAGAAGGUUUUUUACUCACGGUUCUCGCCAAGAACUGCAGCUCCAGCAGAACACUGCCAAUUACUUACACACCUUGUUAGGAACCAGACUGCAUCUUCUUCUGAAGAAAUCGACACUUCCCAUGUUGUUAUCUGAAGAAAUCGACACCCGGCGGUUAUCUUCAUCAAAUCUAACAGCAACAUACCACCGCUUUCCACGGAGUUCCGACACACUGCCACACCCUUGAUCAUGCAUCCAACGGCUCUGAAGACUAGAGCUGCCACUAUUUGAAUUACUUUUACUGUCUCCUUGUUCACCAGCUUUUACAUUAGUAGAAGUAUAAAAUCUACCUUUCACUAGCUCAACAAAGAAGUUACCUUUCACUGGUUGUAAUGGGUACAAAACGCCAGAUCGACAUGAUAGCCCUGGAGCUCAACUUCCUGUACUUGGGGUAAAUCCCGGCCGCCAUGUCCUGGCUGGCGUGAACGCGUACCCUUAAUUCGCUAUAUAUUUUCUGUCGCGGCCAUCCUCUGAAUUCACCUAGCUGCUAGGUGUGAUCUGAGAGUAAUUUAGUUUUCUCAACUAGUUGGGACUCUUGUCACUCCUUUGCUGCUACUUGUUCUUCUCAGCAGAAGAAUGCUGCUGAUCUCAUCUGGCUUGCUUGAAGCCAUGACCUCCAGUUGUGUUCCGGAAAUCCUGUAGAUCAUCGCCAAAUUAGGGCCCAAGAUAGAGAGGAGAGGAGCACCAUUUACUGCAUUUUAUGCAUCAACAUUUUGUGAUCUCGUCAAAUAUAUGAGCUUCUUUUCUUUGCCGUCAA